UAGUUUAAAACCAAAUCCCACAAUACGGCUCUGACAGCAGCAGAAAUUCGGGAAAGGAGUAAGAAAACAUCUUUUUGGUUUACACGCUUUCAGGAACAAAACAAUUUGUUUUUUUCACCGUAGUCAUUUUGAACAAGAAUCUAUGUCCAUGCCGGGAUCUUUCGCAACCCUGCAAUUGGACAUUAUUAUAAACUAUAUUUUCAGUAAGUGGCAUCAGUACCGUUUAUAACAAGUAUUAUUAUAUAGUAUUCAAUGGCUUAUAAGCACACUACACUAAAAAUGCCCCAUGGUUUACGCCUCGGAAGUUUGAAUGUGGAGGAGGAAACAAGGAAGUCACAGAGGGCUCAACAUUUGUCGCAAGAAUUAAUACCCACGUCAAUAUACUCACAACCAUUUAAUACCAAUGGAAGUUUUAUUGAUUUGUUUGCUCAUUCUGUGCCCUGUAUUAAUUCAGGGCAAAUCUACCAUAGAGCCAUGCAGUAUUUCAGGCCCCUGCAGUGCCCUUGUGGGCUAUGUUCUUCCUACAGAUUUGAAAGUGUCUGAGCUAGCCACGCGGUUCCAGGUGGAUCCAUUUUCCUUGCUGGGUGCCAAUGGAUUCGAUCCUUACGCUUCAGGUGCUCAAACUCAAAUACUCCCGGCCAAAUCAAUGGUAAAAGUGCCCAUAAAAUGCUCCUGUGUGGAUGGUAUCCGUAAGUCUGUGUCUACAAUGUAUCAGGCUAACCAAGUGGACACAUUGCAAAGUAUUGCAGAAUCAGUUUUUGGAGGCCUAGUCACAUGGGACCAGCUUAAGGAUGCUAAUAAGAUAGCUGAUACAGGGAUUAUAGAUGUGGGACAGUCGUUGGUGAUUCCACUUCCUUGUACCUGUUUCAAUGGGACUGAUGAUGGCCUUCCUGCUGUUUAUAUGUCAUAUGUUGUAAGAAAUGGAGAUAGUUUGAUUAGUAUUGGGAAGGCUUUUGGGACUACUGUCACAGAUCUUAUGGGUGUGAAUUCUCUUCAGAGUUCCCUGAUUACAGCAGGGGAUAUACUUGCAGUACCAUUGAGCGCUUGUUCGUCAAGUAACUUGAAUUUGUCUUCAGAUAGUGAUUUACUUGUAGCCAAUGGGAGCUAUGCUCUCACUGCCAACCGUUGUGUGCAAUGCAACUGUGGUCCAAAUGAAAUGAACUUACAUUGUGUAGAAUCCACUCUGGGAACCUCAUGCCCCAGUAUGCAAUGUAAUGACAGCAACCUGCUUAUUGGGGAUGCCAUUGAACAACAAACAAGUGCUGGCUGUAAUGUGACCGCAUGUUUAUAUGGUGGUUAUCUUAAUGGUACAAUUGUUACAAAUUUAACAAAUUUCCUCCAACCUCAAUGCUUAGGUAAAUAUCUUGGGCCUGUUUACACAAAACCUCCUACGUCGCCAGCAACGACUACACAGAAUUCAACAAUUCCAGAGUCUCCAUCAUCUGCCAUGUCCCCGUCAUCACAUACCAUAGGAGUAGUCAAGUCCAAUCCUGCAAGCCAGCCACUUGGUAGUAGUUGUCCUGCAAAUGAGCCUCUGAGAUGGCUCUCCCUCCUAAGCAUAUGGAUAACUGGGCUACCUUAUCUGAUCCAUGUUUGUGCCAGGUAGUUCAGAGGACUUUUCAAAUUUACAGUAUUCAAAUUUUUGUCAGUGCUGCGUAGUCAUUUUUUGGCAAUAAAUUUUUGCCGAACUGAAAGCUGCUUCAGUUCUUGGUUGAUUUCAACUUUCUUCUAGCAUCUAUAGAUUCUAUACACAAAAAAAUACUGUACGUCUCAUUCGAUAAAAAUCUGAAGUCGAGGCACCGAACAUUGGUAUUACCAAUUUAGAUACGAUUUGAAUGGAUUCAUGCGAGUUGUAAAGAUAUCAAGAAUUUUUGAAACCUGAAACAAGCUUUUGUUAUGUUAAUUUGGAAGUACUGUAUUUCCCUUUAA
Cryptomeria japonica (Japanese cedar) is the source of this 1929-nucleotide messenger RNA. Its product is annotated as lysM domain-containing GPI-anchored protein 1. The transcript is spliced from 5 exons. NCBI's taxonomy places the organism in Eukaryota, Viridiplantae, Streptophyta, Pinopsida, Cupressales, Cupressaceae. The coding region runs from base 404 to 1606 and encodes 400 amino acids. The record is from RefSeq and is a predicted model, not a curated record.